This is a messenger RNA of Coffea eugenioides, 636 nucleotides long. RefSeq lists its product as uncharacterized. The coding region runs from base 141 to 485 and encodes 114 amino acids. The record is from RefSeq and is a predicted model, not a curated record. The transcript has a single exon. Lineage: Eukaryota; Viridiplantae; Streptophyta; Magnoliopsida; Gentianales; Rubiaceae.
CACAUCUUUAGCUAAACCUCUUUUUCAAUCUCCCACAACCCUCUCCACGGCUCCAAGGCUCCAUCCCAACAAACAUAUUGGUCCAUACAUCUUCAUUAAGCUCAAAAAAAGGAAAGAUUGAGAGGAAAAAAGCAAAGCAAAUGGUAGAGAUGGCAAUAUGGUCAAAAAUCACUUCAAUUUCUUCAACCAACACCACAACUUGUUCUUCUUCAUCAGCCUCAGAUCAUAAUCCAUCAUCAAACUGCUGUGGUUUGUCAAGGCUGAUGAGGAAGCUCAAGAAACAAAGGAAAAUGCUUUGUUCUACAAGUAGACAAUCAUCCUUCCAAUGCCGGUACGAUCCCAUGAGCUAUUCCUUGAACUUUGACACAACUGGCUCAGGAAGCAUUGUAGAUGAAGAUUAUUACAAGUUCUAUGCUUUUUCUUCAAGGUUCGUUGCAACCACUCCAAGAAAUGAUUGCCAAAGACUGGUGUCAACUUCCCACUAGUAAAAAAAAGUCGUAUAAUGCAGUUUGGGUUUUUUUACCAAAGCCCUAUAUAUGUCAAUCAUGCCUUUAGAUGGCAAUUUGCUGUAUACAGUUUUGGAAAUCAAGAUCAUCCCUAGAUUUUGAAAUGAAUUUACUUUUCCUUCUUUCUUUC